AUCAAGUGGAGACAUUUGCAAAGGAAAUGGGUUUCUAUCUGCUAAAUUCUACUCCACAUUAUGCACAAGCUAAUGGGAAAGCUGAGGCUUCUAACAAGAUGGUGAUUAAUUUGCUUGAAAACAUGGUGGAUGACAACUCCAGACGCUGGCAUGAACUGUUUCACGAUGUAGUCUUGCCAAUGGAGUUAAUAGCUAGGUCUUUAAGAAUAGCAAUUCAGCAUAUUCUCCAGUCUAGGGAAUACGAUGAGGCCAUGAUGCUUGAGCUUGAGGACCUUGAAGACACACGUUUAACAGCUUUGGAUAGAUUGCAAGUUCAAAAGUUCAAAAUUGCAAAGUCUUACAACAAGAGAGUGAAAGGUAAAAAUUUGGCAGUUGGUGACUUGGUUUGGAAAGCAAUUUUACCUCUUGGCAAGAAAGAUCCUAGAUUUGGGAAGUGGUCCCCAAAUUGGGAAAGACCAUUUCGAAUUCAUGAGGUGUUGAGAGGGGGUGCUUAUUGGUUAGAGUCACUUGAUGGAGAGCUUUAUCCCAAAAAAAUCAAUGGAAUUUAUCUCAAGCCUUAUUACCCCACAGUUUGGGAAGCAAGAGGAAUAGAGUUCCAAGAAGCUGUCUGAGCCAGGUUCACACUUCUUUUUGUGCAUAAUUAAAUUGAGUUUCUUUCA
Molecule: messenger RNA, 659 nt
Organism: Rubroshorea leprosula
Lineage: Eukaryota; Viridiplantae; Streptophyta; Magnoliopsida; Malvales; Dipterocarpaceae
Source: the annotation of a GenBank genome assembly